Molecule: messenger RNA, 888 nt
Organism: Soboliphyme baturini
Lineage: Eukaryota; Metazoa; Nematoda; Enoplea; Dioctophymatida; Soboliphymatidae
Source: the annotation of a GenBank genome assembly
AUGCUACGGAGUGUUCAACGAAAAGAACUGAUAGUAAAAACGAUCUGUGUGGUUUGGAGUCUUCACGCUGCACAUCAUUUUUCUAAUGACAACUGUCAAAAGUUAACCAGCAGAUAUUUAAUAACCUGUUUUAGGGCCAAAUACUCAGCAUUUGAAAUGGUUUGGGAUUCACCUGUGAAGAUAUAUCACUUCGGAUAUGUGUAUGCAUCGCCGGAAGUGAAAAUACACGCUGCCUGUCAGUUUGACUUCUCCAAGUUCCCGUUCGACGAACAAGUGUGUCCAAUUCGUCUGUAUGUUUCUGGCGGCUAUCGUAUGGACGCGUUGCAGUUCACCGUGGCACUGAGCCCCAAGCUGAAACUGUCGUGGACCGAAGAAACAGAGAAACGCAUAUUUUCACAAUGGAAGGUGACUGAGGUGACGCAAGAAGAGAAAAUCUUCAACCCUAAAACUAUGCAGCUCAUGAACGACUCCCAGAACUUCGAUUUGCAUGAAUUAACUCACGUGCUAGAAAUUAGAAUACACUUCGAAAGAAUCUACCAGCAAUUUCAAAUUAAUUUCAUCCUGCCGGCGUCGUUGACAUCCGUUUUGACUACAGCAGCGAUGGCCCCUGUUCAGUUCCAGUGCUCAAUAAUCAUUCUCCUCACGUCGCUCAUGACUCAAAGUACCUAUUUGCAGUAUCUGUUAAGAAUCGUUCCGAAGUCAGCAACGACUGUUCCAAAAAUCGGUAAUUCCUCGCUGCAACUUGUUUAUAUAGUCCUUAAAAUAAUGGUAAAUGAAACUGAAUUCGCCUUGACCAGCCACGUGCUGAAGCUCCGGUACAGUAGUUACAGUUUAUUUUUUUACCUAGUUUUUUUUAUUCCCUAUCUCUUUGGACUGAUAGAAACGUAG